Messenger RNA from Manihot esculenta (cassava), 1240 nucleotides. Its product is annotated as two-component response regulator 24. The record is from RefSeq and is a predicted model, not a curated record. NCBI's taxonomy places the organism in Eukaryota, Viridiplantae, Streptophyta, Magnoliopsida, Malpighiales, Euphorbiaceae. Bases 674 to 1117 code for a protein of 147 amino acids. The transcript is spliced from 3 exons. Gene Ontology annotation, biological process: phosphorelay signal transduction system.
UUUAUCCAAGCAAAUGUGACAAUGACCUCUUCAUUUCAUUGUCUUCUCCAUCGGCCAAAGCAAACAACAAAGCCAUCUUUUUUUCUUCUCAUAAACAAAAUUCAAACCCAACCCACCAGAUAAGCAGACUCUGCAUUAAAUUUUUGCCAAGUAUAAAAACCCAGCUAAUAGAUUUUCCUUGAUAUUAUUAUGAAUUAAAAAUAGAAUCUUUUCCAUCUUUUUGUUUCAAGACUUGAAAGUUGGGAUAUUUUACAAGUAAUAAGUAUGAGCAGAAAUAAGAAAAAGUGAUAACUGUAAACAAAAGAAAAUGGAAAAAAUAAAAAGAAAAGAAAAAGAAAAACCAAAGCACGCAGCCGUUAAAGUGCAUACUAUUUAUACUUUUCUCUGCAAAAAAUUCAAAGAUUCCAUGGAAACUUGUUGAUCAUGGCAACCUUCUAAUAAGGAAAGAAAUCACAUCUUGUAGAUCUUGUGAUUUUUAACACAAUCCAACUAAUACUUUUCAUCAUAUCUAUACAAUUAUUGCGUAGCAUUUUUAAGUCGUUAAAUCUUGAAUUUUUUCCUGGGAAAAUAAUUCCAUUAUAUCAAAUCUUGUUCUUUUCUUCUUCAAAAACCCAUUUCUGGAAUCAUUCUGACAGCUAUAUACAGGAGACCUAGAUAUUAAUUAGUUAAUCUCAUGGAGUUUGAAGCAGCAAGUAAGAAGAGAAACAAAAUGGUACAUAUGAAUCAGAAACUCCGAAGAAAAAUCACUGCAUUAGUCGUCGACGAUGAUACCACCAACCGAACCAUUCACAGCCGGCUGCUGCAAAAUCUCGGCAUAGAAAAUCAAGAAGUGAGGAAUGGAAAAGAAGCCAUUGAUCUCCAUUCCUCAGGCAGAAUUUUUGACCUCAUUCUCAUGGACAUGGACAUGCCUAUCAUGAAUGGCAUUGAGGCGACGAAGCAACUCCGAGCCAUGGGAAUACGCAGCACCAUUGCCGGAGUAUCUACGCGUUCCGUGAAAGAACAAGUGCAAGAAUUCAUGGAAGCUGGUUUAGAUGAUUAUCAAGAGAAGCCAUUGACAAGUGCUAAGCUUAUUUCCAUCCUCCAUAAGAUUAGCCAUAAUGGUUCCGUUGUUUCAUAGAUCAGAAGCUUAAGACACAUAUAAUUAGGAUUAAUUAAUAAAUUUUGUGUUUAAUUAGUUUGCUCCAUGUAUUAUUUAAUAGGCUUAGCUUUUGCUGUAUUGUAAAAUUCUCUUCAAAUAUUU